AACGGGGAAAUGGAUCAACUGAAAUUCCUAGAAUACUGUGAUUUCUUCAAACCAAUUCUGGUGGAGGAGAUCCUACUCGUCGAACAUCCCUCGCUGCUACCUAACGGAAAGUGUUCCGCGAUAGGGAAAAUGGCACACGGCGAAGACAAGCUGCUAUCCUUGAUGAUUCCGGAGCUUCCCGGGAGUUUUCAACUUGAAGAUGGCACCUUUGUUCUUGAUAUCUCCUUUAGAAAUUACCGAGGAAAGAGACCGCAAGGAGGAGAUCAUGUCGAGGUGUGCGGCACCCUCAUGCUGUACGAUACUGAGUGUUCCGCCGAUAUCAACUCAACUACCUCAUCCGGAUUCUUGCGAGAACGGCUGAUGGAAGCAGAUAAUAUCGAUGAAUUAUUUAAAGAAAUGCGCUUAAAAUAUAAGCCAUUCAUUGAGGUAGAAUAUAUAAACCCCGUAAAGGAAGCGAGGCGUAUGAUUGCUUGUAAUUUGCGGAUGAGAUGUCUGCAGACAAAUAAUCCCGGAUGAAUCAGUGAAUCAUUUACUAAA
Anopheles darlingi is the source of this 537-nucleotide messenger RNA. RefSeq lists its product as uncharacterized. The transcript is spliced from 2 exons. The record is from RefSeq and is a predicted model, not a curated record. Lineage: Eukaryota; Metazoa; Arthropoda; Insecta; Diptera; Culicidae. The coding region runs from base 10 to 516 and encodes 168 amino acids.